Micromonas pusilla CCMP1545 is the source of this 1659-nucleotide messenger RNA. RefSeq lists its product as uncharacterized. Gene Ontology annotation, cellular component: nucleus. The transcript is spliced from 2 exons. The record is from RefSeq and is a predicted model, not a curated record. Lineage: Eukaryota; Viridiplantae; Chlorophyta; Mamiellophyceae; Mamiellales; Mamiellaceae. Gene Ontology annotation, biological process: reciprocal meiotic recombination; double-strand break repair via homologous recombination. The annotation marks the transcript as partial. Gene Ontology annotation, molecular function: ATP binding; ATP-dependent chromatin remodeler activity; DNA translocase activity.
CGCGCGCGAGUGGCGCCGCUCAAACCGCUGCACGACCCGAACGCCCCCGGCGCGCUCGUGAUGUGCACGACCGAGGAAGCGACCGCGAUGAACGCCGGUCCCGGGAUCGCGGUCGUCGUGGACCCGUUCGUCGCGAAGAAGCUUCGGCCGCACCAGCGCGAGGGCGUGCGAUGGAUGUGGAGGGUCGUGCACGGGUUCGAGCCCGUCGGGGAUGGGCGGAGACGAGACGCCGAUCCGCACUUGGGGUGCCUCCUCGCGGACGACAUGGGUUUGGGGAAGUCGUUGCAGUCGCUCGCGCUGAUUUACACGAUGCUGCAUCAAGGUCCGCGCGGGACGCCGACGGCGAAACGCGCGCUGCUCGUCUGCCCCGCAUCGCUCGUCGGCGCGUGGGGCGCGGAGUGCGCGAAGUGGCUCGGCGGCGUGAGAGCGCAAACCGCACUCGCGGAGGGCGGCGGAACUGACGCAGCGGACGCGUACGAGAAAUGGGCGAGAGGACCGCCGCCCGGGGGGAAGAGCGCGUUCGAUAGAUGGCCGAUACUGGUGACGUCGUACGAGACGCUGAGGAGGUUCGCGCCCGUCGCGGCGGCGGCGAAGCCGGAUCUCAUGAUUUGCGACGAAGCGCAUCGUUUACGAAACGCGCAACAAGGGAGCCAGACGCUCGCGGCGUUGAGAACGGUGGACGCUCCGCGAAGGGUCUUGCUCACCGGCACGCCCGUGCAGAACGACCUCGACGAAUACGCCGCGGUGAUGGACUUCGCGUGUCCCGGUCUGCUGGGGCACAUGAGCGACUUCCACAGGAAGUUCACCGCGGUCGUGAGACGAGGCGGGGAACCGGACGCGUCCGCGAGUGAAAUCGAGCGCGCGAAAGUCGCGGCGAAGGAACUCAACGCGCUCACGUCGAAGCGCGUUUUACGACGCGAGGCGUCCGUGAACGCCGCUCACUUGCCCGCGAAGACGGAGAUGAUCGUGUUCUGUUCGUUGACGCCCACGCAGCGGGGAUUGUACGAGGAAGGCGCGAAAGUCGUCGGCGAGUGGGUAGGCGGCGAAGGCACCGCGUCCGCGUUGUGCGCGAUCGGGUUGUUGAGGCAGCUCGCGAACUCGGUCGACCAGGCGCUCGACGCCGCGGACGCCGCCGCAGAGACGGACCUUCGCGCGCGCCUACAGAAGAACGUACCUCCCGAAUACGAGGGCGGCAUCGAUGGUUCUGGAAAGCUCGCGACGUUGCGCGCGCUGCUCAGAGAACUCACGAAGAUGGACGGUUCGAGAGACGGGGGCGAACGCGUCGUCGUCGUCUCCGGGUUUUCCGCCGCGCUCGACGCUGCGGCUGUCGUGUGUCGCGAUCUCGGUCUGCCAGCGGACCGGCUCGACGGGCGCGUGCCCCCGAACGCGAGGUCGGGGCUCGUCCGCGACUUCAACAGGGGCAGUGGCGGACGGGUGAUGCUCCUCUCCUGCGUCGCCGGUGGCGCGGGAUUGAACUUAGUAGGCGCGAGUCGGCUCAUCCUGUUCGACACGAGCUGGAACCCGGCGCACGACCGCCAAGCGAUGGCGCGCGUGUGGAGAGACGGACAGACGAGGCCGGUGACGAUCUACCGCUUGCUCGCCGCGGGGACGGUCGAGGAGAAGGUGUUCCAAAGGCAGCUGAUGAAGCACAAGGAGGCU